AUGGAUUUCAAUUCAACCAGUCCAAGUCUUGACUCAAAUGACCCAAACUGGAAUCAGUUUUUGCAGCAGUUGCAAACAGAAAAUCAACGGCAAAAAUUCACUGAGCAGGUACAAACAUUGACAGGUCGUUGUUGGGAUGUAUGUUUCUCAGAUUAUCGAUUACCAAGUAAAUUGGAUGGGAAAACACGAAACUGCGUAAAUAACUGCGUCAAUCGCAUGAUUGAUGCUAGUAAUUUCAUGGUUGAGCACUUACAAAAAAUGAGUGCUACUCAACUCAGUUAA
Thelazia callipaeda (thelaziosis nematode) is the source of this 282-nucleotide messenger RNA. The record is from the annotation of a GenBank genome assembly. NCBI's taxonomy places the organism in Eukaryota, Metazoa, Nematoda, Chromadorea, Rhabditida, Thelaziidae.